AUGAAAAGUGCGCAAAUUGGGGUACUGGUGGCGAUGUGCGUGGUGUUUGUUGCCGUGGCUGCGCUGCUUGUAUUUCUCAUUGUGAGGUGGGGUCGCUUGGGCCGCAAACGGCUGGCAGAUAGCCUGGCCAACUCCGCAGCAUUAACGGAUGGACACGUGCUGCACUUCGUUGACAUGUCCAAUACCCUGCGCUCUGUUGAUAUCCAUGCGAUGUCCAUCACAGACGGCGUGUCGCUCCAGUCAGUGCUGGCUACGCUAUGUGGGCUGCAAGACCCCGAAACAAUAUCGCUCGUGUAUACAAACGAGGCAGGGUGUUGCGUUGAGGUGGAUCUCGACCGACUGGUGCGCCCCGACGCAGAGCUUCACGGCCGUUUGCGCCGGACAAUAGAGCAGCCGCUGCUCCUGACUAGGCAUGAGCAGGUCCUUAAGUCCCCUGCCAUGCCUGGGUCUGAGCAGUGGGCGCCGUCGGUGGGGAAUGCGCGUAACGCCUCCGAUGAAAUCGAAGUGAACUACAGACGCGACGCCGAUCGACUCUCCUCAAAGCGCGUGAGGCAUGUGGGCGCCGUUCGCCCUAUGUCCAGUGGCGGGAAUGUGCCGGCGCCCCUCAUAUUGCCGCGGCGCCGGCACAUUAGCUCCACGACGCAGGUAAGCAUCUUAGCGGUGCACUACGUUGUGGAGAGCGAGGGCACCGUGCUCGACGAACACGCGACCGCCGUCGUAGAAGAUGCGAUGGCGGGUGGCGUGCAGCGCACUGUGACACUGCCAAAUGGGGAACACGUCGCUGUAGAGCCCCGUGAGCGUGCGGCGUGGCUGCUCAACAACAGCAGAAGCAGCGGCACUCAGGAUGGCGCACUGCCGUUGAUUCGGAAGACAGCAGAAGUGCUGCAGUACACCAUUGACAACAUGAGCUCUGCACAAUGGUACCCGUACCGGCAUCCCUUCUUCCUUCCUCCGGGGCGCUGGUGUGUUCGUGCAGAGUCAUCGACCUUCGACCACCGAUUCAUCGAAACGAACUCCCGUGUAUUCACGGUUAAUGUUGUGGAGUAA
Molecule: messenger RNA, 1047 nt
Organism: Trypanosoma grayi
Lineage: Eukaryota; Euglenozoa; Kinetoplastea; Trypanosomatida; Trypanosomatidae
Exons: 1
Coding region: 1-1047 (348 amino acids)
Source: RefSeq, a predicted model, not a curated record